Messenger RNA from Ambispora gerdemannii, 904 nucleotides. The record is from the annotation of a GenBank genome assembly. Lineage: Eukaryota; Fungi; Glomeromycota; Glomeromycetes; Archaeosporales; Ambisporaceae.
AUGUCAACUACCUUCUCGAAAGCAAUGCCAUCUCUUGUAAAGUCCAUUCCCGAAACAUCUUCGCAUAAAAGUCGCGUUACUAUUGUAGAUCCAGAAGAAUCGGUUGUAAGCAACCCAGUUCAAUCUGUUGAAACGAAAAAGAUUGUCUUGCUCAAACGGCCUUCUUCAAAUAGUACCAAUGGCAUACACACCACUAAUCCUACUACGAUUGAUAAUAGUGGGGAGUCUAAACAGUCAUCUCCGAUAAAUAGUAAUGGUAAUAAUAAUAACGGUAAUACAUCGCCAAUCCCCAGUCGAUCAGAAACGUAUUCGCCAACUUCGAAUGGCGAAUCACCUACCGAAGAAAGUGUUGAUUUGGGAGAAAUUGAUGCCGCUACUGGUCUCGAUAAUUUUUUAUUGACUGCACUUAAAAAUCCGAAAGACAGAUUGUUCUUAUUAAAAUUGGAUCAGGAUAUGGCUAACAAAUAUCUUUUGCACUUUGUAUCACCUUCAAGUCGUUUACGAUUAGAAUUUCCACAGAUGAAUUCUUAUCAAAGGCUUAUUGUCCAUAGAGUAGCUCAAUAUUUUAAAUUGUCUCAUGUGGUGGACAGUAGUGGAAAAGCUGUUGUUCUCUACAAAUCUGCGGAAACAGCAAUUCCAAUACUUCGUUUCUCUGAUCUUGAACAAGAGGAGGAAAAACCUCCCGAGAAAUCAGUAAAAAUUAUGAGACGACAGUCGAAUCAUCCGUCUAUUCGAUCAGUCGGUGAUAAUUCUGAUAGUAAUUCUGAAAGUGAACGUCGAACGCAUCUAACAAUCGAGGAACGUGAAGCAGCCUAUCAAAAAGCUCGUGCUAGAAUUUUCAAAGACAAAGAAAAAAAGGAUUCUGAACAAGAAGAGACGGAAGGGUCGAGAUCUCCAAGCCCUG